UUUUCCAGGUGAAUGAGAAGGGCGAGGAUCCUGCUCUUUGCAAAGGAAGAGGGUUUACGUUGAGAGAGAUCUUGCUGAAAGCUUAACCUGUAGCAUGUGAAGAUGACCAAGUGGUGUUACCGUGUCAGCAGGUGUUAAGAGACCCAGCUGCUGUGUUGGCAAACCAACAUUUUUGGAGUCUUCUCUCUUUUUCUCAAGAGCCUUACAUUCACGCUUUCAUCCAGGGAAGUAAGUUAGAAAAGUUGUUUGAAUGGCAGUGGGUUCAGGAGAGAGCUUUAAGUAAGCAUUCUUACACUUAUUCUGGCAAGCCAAACUCUUGCCCAAAAUAUUGUCUGCCAUUCCACAGACAGACUGGUUGUCUUUUGUUAAUUGUGCAGUGGGCCUUUAAUUCUACGGUAAACAAAACCUUCUAGUCUUGUGUUAUCCUUCUUGCAGCCAAUUCUCUUUUGCUCAACACCUCAAGCAGAACUUGGUUUGAAAUCCAAUCUAGCGAGGUGCUGCCUCCCAUGGCAGACGUGCUAUUAAGGGCCACAGAUGUCUCCUUAAUGAAAGGGUUUUGUUGUGCCAACAUGAUGCUCUCUGUCCUUCCUCAAAUGGAUGCUUUCUGUGUUUGGUGCAAAUACCAUUACCAGAAGAAACAGUAUGGAACUUGCAAUCUUGUGGUCACUGGAACAUGAACUUCUGAGAUUUUUCUUGGCAUCUACUCCUAAAGGGUAAUGCAUAUUGGGCUUUUUUUCAGAGUUACUGAAAAUCAUGCCUUAAGUUGUAUCUGGUUGGUCUUUUGUUUUUGUUUUUUUGUAGUGUCUCAAAUGGUUUAUACACUCUAAUGACCUCUGACCUCAGUAGGUACAGCUUGUAUUAUAAUCCACAAAUCAAAUAUUAGUAAAGAAGAAAUAACAGGGAUGUGACUUGUGGAGGCUUUUUUCAGAUGGUCCCUGACAGUGAUUGAUGAAGAGGUUGGAUUUUUGCAUAUGAAAAAGGGAAGCCAAAAUUUGACUGCUUUAACUUGCAAGUUUACUGAAUACAGGUAAGCUUUGCACUGAGAUCUUAGCCUAAAAGUUACUCAGCUAUCCCUGACACUGUAAAUUUGAAGAUUUCCAGGCUCAUUUAAGUGCUGUCAUCCAAGCCUUGUGUUCAAUCCUAACCACUUUUCACUUCUGUUAGGAAGGCCUGAAAUCAUGAGACCUUGGAAAAGAAACUGUAUUAUCCUGACACGAGUUUAAAAGAAAUAUUUCUUCCAGAUUGUAAAUGUCCAAAAUAUGCUGCUCAAAUUUGUUCUGUUCAGUGUUAAUGUACAAUGGUGAAGGUAAGUGGCUGUAAAGUCAGUUUUCAUGUUUAAUUAGUUGUGCGUGUGAUUCAUGUAUUCUUUUAUUCUCAUUCCAAUUUCAUGCCAGCCUUGUGUUUUUAUAUUGCUAUGAGUUUGUAUUUCAAGGUAAUACUUGUAGAAUGAUGGCUCUCAGCUUUCACGGACAUCCUAAGUAUAUUUUUGAUCUGAGGAUUUUAGCUCUACAGAUAUUGACAAGUAAGUUGUGUGUUUUUUUUUUAUACAGAAGAGAUGUGAUCCAAUUGUCUUUAACAAUGCAUGUAAUCUCACAAGAGGAAAACCCUAUUCUUAUCCAUUAAAAGCUCUACAGUUAAAGAACUGUGUGGUGAAAAACCUGCCAAGAUUUCUUCUUUAAAAUAAAGAUGACAAUGGCCACUUGCCUGAUGAGAAAAUCUUUUUCUCCUUUCUUCUAUGUAGCAGCUGAGCUGAUGGAAGUCUAGCUGUUGGCAGCAUCUAAGAUGAGAUGCUUACAUGUACUCUGUAGCCAGCCACUACGUUCACUGAUACUAAACACCCGUGAGCAAUCCCCACUAAUUCUUGUUUCAUUUUCUCGAUAUCUAGUACAGCUUUUUGGCUCUCUCUAAGUGCAUUAGUCAACUGCUAAGGUGAAUGCAUGACCUGAAGUACACCUGCAAAGUAGUUAUGUCCCCCUGCAGAAAGGACUGAGGUACAAAUACCCAACAUAGAUUCAAGAAUUGCUGACUCAAAGUCUGCAUGUUUCCAGGGAAGUAAAAGUAGCUGUCACUUAAGUAGAGAAGUGAUUUAGUUACAGUGUCCUACUUGAAUGGUCAUUAGACCAUUAGGAUGCAUUAGAAUGGUCACCUUGUGAGCAGUGAGGCUGUCUCUAUUAGCAGUUGUGUUAGUAGACUGCAGGUAUGGUAUCAAGACUGGAUUAAGUUGAGAGCUGCCAUGACAUCAAAAGGGGUGACCUCAGCCUUGCUGUGUUUGUUUCUCCUUCCCUGUGCUGAUGUACCAAUCAUGCUGUGAGGCAGAGCAGCUCACUGAUCUAGCUGCAAAGAAAACCAGGAAAAAAGCCAGCUGCUCUUCUGGCUGACAGUGGAUUCAUGCGGCUGCAGAAGUCCGCAGGAGCCUGUGUCUGAAGAAAGGAGAAACUAGUGUUGUAUCUUUGGUCAGAUGCAAGAUCUUUGGUUUUUACAGUUACUUGAAGCUGGUCAAAUGCUGAGAUGAAUGAUAGUGCAGUUUCGCUGCUACCCUUGAUAACUGAACUUCAAGGCAAACAGUUUGGGAAAUAAAUGAAUUUACAAAGUGUAGUCAGCUUAACUGAUGAGGAUUAAUCAGCUCAAUGCUUUAGUAUAUAAAUAAAUAUAGAUAAUGAUGUAAUAAUAUGUUAAUAUAUAAACUUACAUUACUUACCUGGCUUGGAUUUCUAAUGUGCGAAGUCCUGUUCUGUUCCUUCUUCCUGAGAACACCUUUGGGCAGAUGUUUUUGAAAUGUGCAUCUUGGCAUAUCCCAGAGGAGAUUCUGAGCAAGAUGUGAAAGUUACCACUGCUUUCUUUGAAGAGAAGCUGGAGGAAGGUCAUGUUUACAUCUUGAAAUUAUAAAAGCAUUUGCUGCAGCGGGAAGAAGACAGGUAUAAGGAAAUGCUAGAUCUAGUGAUAUCACCCAGCCUGACUGUAAAUAGAGAGUGCCCUGACAGACUGAAGCUUAACCUUACUAACAUUUAUGCCACGGCUCCAGAUGACAUAGAAGGCAACAGCAAAGCAGCACCACAGUGUCCUCUCCAUCUCUACUCAACAAAACAUUAUCCCCAUAUAGUGACAGUCCAGUCUUUCCCAACAAUGGCAACAUAUGGACAGACUCAGUACAGUGCAGGAAUCCAACAGGCUGCUGCAUACACUUCCUACCCUCCUCCAGCGCAGCCCUAUGGCAUACCUUCCUACAGCAUCAAAACAGAGGACAGCUUGAGCCAUUCCCCAGGACAGAGUGGGUUUCUUAGUUAUGGAUCCAGUUUCAGUACCCCAGCUGCUGGACAAGCACCAUAUACCUACCAGAUGCAUGGCACAACAGGGAUUUACCAGGGAGCCAAUGGCCUGACAAAUUCUGCUGGAUUCAGUGCUGUGCAUCAGGAAUAUUCAUCAUACCCGAGCUUUCCUCAAAGCCAGUAUUCACAGUAUUACAGCUCCUCCUACAACUCUCCCUACAUGUCCACAAACAGCAUCAGCCCUUCAGCCAUCCCAACCUCCACUUAUUCUCUGCAGGAGUCUUCUCACAACAUCACCAGUCAGAGCACAGAAUCGCUGUCUGGAGAAUAUGGAACAACCCCAGCAAAAGAUAUAGAAACAGACAGACAUCACAGAGGGUCGGAUGGCAAGGUACGAGCCCGAUCAAAAAGAAGCAACGAUCCUUCCCCCACUGCUGACAGUGAGAUUGAGCGUGUAUUUGUGUGGGAUCUGGAUGAGACGAUAAUUAUUUUUCACUCCUUACUCACGGGAACCUUUGCAUCCAGAUAUGGGAAGGACACGACAACGUCUGUGCGGAUAGGUCUUAUGAUGGAAGAAAUGAUCUUCAACCUUGCAGAUACACAUCUGUUCUUUAAUGACCUGGAGGACUGUGACCAGAUCCACAUAGAUGAUGUAUCAUCAGAUGAUAAUGGACAAGAUCUAAGCACGUAUAACUUCUCUGCAGAUGGCUUUCACAGCUCAGCUGCCAGUGCAAAUCUAUGUCUGGGCUCAGGCGUUCAUGGGGGAGUUGACUGGAUGAGGAAAUUAGCAUUUCGCUACCGCCGGGUGAAAGAGAUGUACAACACCUACAAAAACAAUGUUGGGGGUUUAAUAGGAGCUCCUAAGAGGGAAACCUGGCUGCAGUUAAGAGCAGAACUGGAAGCGCUGACUGAUCUCUGGCUCACACAUGCUCUGAAGGCGCUGAAUUUGAUACAUUCCCGGCCUAACUGUGUAAAUGUGUUGGUAACCACAACUCAGCUGAUACCAGCUCUAGCAAAAGUGCUUCUCUAUGGACUAGGCACUGUCUUCCCAAUCGAGAACAUUUACAGUGCAACAAAAACAGGAAAAGAGAGCUGUUUUGAAAGAAUAAUGCAAAGGUUUGGAAGGAAAGCUGUGUACAUUGUAAUAGGAGAUGGUGUUGAAGAGGAACAGGGAGCAAAAAAGCACAACAUGCCAUUCUGGAGAAUCUCUUGUCAUGCUGACCUGGAAGCUCUUCGGCACGCCUUGGAACUUGAAUAUUUGUAGCAGACCCCAACAUCUUAGCACUGUGAGGGCUUCACUCAAACUGUUACAUCGGUUCCACCUAUUCCUCAGCAUUUUCUUGUUAAAAAAAUCCCACAGCAACUGCAGUUUUUCUUUUUUUGAAGGAGAACCCUUUCAGUGGAAGCCUCUAAGAACUUGCAGCCAAAGAACAUUCUAUCGAGUCCUUCCUUUGAACAGAGGAAGAGCCUUCAGAUAACUCUGGGGAUCCUGCAGUUACAUGCUUAAGCUGGGUGCAUAGAGCUGUAACUGCCCUGUGGCCAUCAACGAGAGCCCCCAGAAGCCUUGGCUCUGCUUGUCAGUUUUCUUGCUUUUGAAAGGGGAAGAGGAAACACUCAAGACUGUGAGCGUACUCUGCGCAUAAUACAUCAUAUCACGUUGGACCUUCUGCAAAUAAGAGUGAAACUGUUGAUUUUUUGUCCUGUUUGUAUUUUUUUUUAAUUUAUGAACUAAUCUCAUUACUCUGGUAUUAAGUUCUGUACCUGUGUUUUUAA
This is a messenger RNA of Centrocercus urophasianus (Greater sage-grouse), 5039 nucleotides long. It is a transcript of the gene EYA2, whose product is annotated as EYA transcriptional coactivator and phosphatase 2. The record is from RefSeq and is a predicted model, not a curated record. The transcript has 16 exons. Gene Ontology annotation, molecular function: protein tyrosine phosphatase activity. Gene Ontology annotation, biological process: cell differentiation; multicellular organism development; negative regulation of extrinsic apoptotic signaling pathway in absence of ligand. NCBI's taxonomy places the organism in Eukaryota, Metazoa, Chordata, Aves, Galliformes, Phasianidae. Gene Ontology annotation, cellular component: nucleus. Bases 2926 to 4530 code for a protein of 534 amino acids.